AUGGCCUACGUCGUGCCCAUCCACCGGGCAAGCAGCAUCCGGCACGCUGUAAAGCUAGACUUUUUUCAAAAAGACGAAAAAUGCCUUGUUGCAGCCAAGUCCAAUCGUCUUGAAUUCUACACUGUCACGCCCGAUGGCCUCAUUCUGGCUGCGACGCGCGCGCUCUUCGCAAAGGUUACAAUGCUCGCACGCCUGCCCGCACCUUCACAUUCGCCCACCGACCACCUCUUCGUCGGAACAGACCAGUUCAACUAUUUUACACUGACAUGGGACCAUACAACGCAAGAAAUCAAGACAGCUCGCAGCUAUGUCGAUGUCGCCGAGCCCGCAUCCCGCGAAUCGCAAUGCGCUGCACGAUGCCUGCUAGAUCCCUCAGACCGAUUCAUGACACUGGAAAUAUACGAGGGUGUUGUUGUCGUCGUGCCGAUUGUACAGGCGACCAAGAAACGUGGUCGGGUCUCGACGGCGGCGUCGAUGCCGGAUGUGCCGCAAGUUGGAGAACUGGAUAAGCCGACGACGUCGCGGAUUGACGAGCUGUUCGUGCGGUCUUCUGCUUUCUUGUGGUCUGAGUCGAGUCCUUGGCUUGCGCUGCUUUACGAGGACAACCAGGCGAAAGUCCGGUUGCGGAUUCGCGAGUUGGAUUUCACGCCUGGUAGUUCGGGGACUUCGGCUGAUGCUACUUUUAAAGAGGUGCAGGAUAAGAAGCUUGAGGGGGGUGUGUUUGGGCAGGAACUUGAUCUUGGGUCGUCACAUUUGAUUCCUAUUCCUGGUCCGCUUGGUGGGUUGAUUGUUCUUGGGGAAACAACCAUCAAGUACAUUGAUGACCAUGCAAAUGAUGUUAUGACACGGAACCUGGAUGAAUCGACUGUUUUUGUUGCUUGGGAGAUGGUUGACAGUCAGCGGUAUUUGCUUGCUGAUGAUUACGGGAAGUUGUUUUUCUUGACUUUUGUCCUGAAUCACGCUGGUAAGAUUGAUGACUGGAAGCUUGAGUAUCUGGGAAACACGGCCCGAGCUGCAGUGCUGGUAUAUCUCGGCGGAGGAAUGCUGUUUGUUGGAUCGCACCAGGGUGAUUCGCAGGUGAUUCGACUCAGUGAUAAGUCGUUUGAAAUCAUUCAGACUCUGUCCAACAUUGCUCCCAUUCUUGACUUUACCAUUAUGGACCUGGGUGCCCGGUCGAAUGAGGGCCAAACGCACGAGUUCUCGUCUGGCCAGGCUCGGAUUGUCACGGGGUCUGGUGCUUUCGAUGAUGGUUCAUUGCGGAGUGUUCGCAGUGGUGUUGGCAUGGAAGAGCUGGGUGUGCUUGGUGAAAUGGAUCAUAUCACGGAUCUUUGGGGUCUCCAGACUCGGAGUUCUGGGGAUUUCUUAGACACGCUCAUUGUUACCUUUGUGGAUGAGACGCGUGUCUUCCAGUUCAGCCCCGAUGGUGAAGUCGAAGAACUGGAUAGCUUCCUCGGACUGACUCUCACGGAAAACACUCUUCUUGUUACCAAGUUGCCAGGUGGCCGAAUUUUACAAGUCACAGAACAACGAGCCCUAGUGGCUGAUCUCGAAAGCGGGAUGGUGACCUUCGAAUGGGCUCCCGAAAAUCGAAAGUUAAUCACCGCCGCAUCUGCCAAUGAUGAUCAUAUGGUUCUCGUCAUCAGCGGUCAGGUUGUAGCAUCAUUCGAUGUCAGAAACAACGUCCAACUCAUUACACAGAAAGAUCUUGGCGCUGAUCAACAAAUUUCCGGCCUGACUGUCCCGUCAUCACCCACGGGUAUCUUCAUUGCAGGCUUCCCUCAAUCGGCCAAUGUGUCAGUUAUAUCAGUGAAGGACUUAACUGUCCUGCAGACAAAUCCACUCGGCCCCACUGGAGAGAGUUUCCCUCGAUCAGUUCUCGUGGCUAAUGUCCUAGCGAAUAGCCAUCCUACGCUAUUCAUCUCGAUGGCAGAUGGCUGUGUCAUUACAUUCUCAUUGAAUCCGAAUGACUACUCUUUGACAGGCAUGACCAAGCUCGUUCUCGGAUCCGAGCAGCCGAUCUUCAAGAAGCUCCCCAAGGGCGAUGGUCUUUACAACGUAUUUGCUACAUGUGAAAAUCCCAGUCUGAUCUAUGGCUCCGAGGGCCGAAUCAUCUACUCUGCCGUGAAUUCCGAAGGAGCAUCACGCGUCUGCCAUCUCAAUGCAGAAGCAUACCCCGAAGCCAUUGCAGUGGCAACAGAAAAGGAACUCAAGAUUGCGUUAGUAGACAGAGAACGCACAACUCAGAUCCAAACACUACCAAUUGGAUCUACUGUCCGCCGAGUGGCAUACUCCCCAUCCGAGAAAGCAUUUGGGAUCGGCACAAUUGAUCGCAAGCUCAAAGACGGAGAAGAGGUCGUCGGCAGUCAUUUCAUCCUCGCAGACGAAAUCAUGUUCCGGCGCCUCGAUUCAUUGGAGCUGGAGACAGAGGAGCUGGUGGAAAGCGUCAUCCGGACUCAAUUCGCCACUGGUAAAGAUGAGAAUGGCCGCGAAACUUUCAAGGACCGCUUUGUUGUCGGCACGGCGUACGCAGACGAAUCUAAGGAGGGAUCCAUCCGUGGACGGAUUCUCGUUCUAGAGGUUGACCAUGGCCGCAAGCUUAGCAAGGUGGCUGAGUUGCAGGUUAAGGGUGCUUGUCGGGCGCUUACGAUGAUGGGUGAUCUUAUCGUUGCAGCUCUGGUCAAAACUGUUGUUAUCUACAGGCUCACGAACAGUAACUCGGGACCAAUGAAACUCGAGAAGCUGGCAGCAUACCGCACAUCAACCGCGCCUGUAGAUGUCAAUGUCGUUGAAGAUAUCGUCGCGGUAUCUGAUCUUAUGAAGAGUGUGUGCCUGGUCCAGUUCACUCCCGGAAAGGACGGGAAGCCAGAUAGCCUGGUUGAAAUCGGCCGUCACUACCAAACUGUUUGGAGUACGGCAGUUGCCUCCAUAGGCAAAGAUACUUUCCUUCAGAGUGAUGCAGAGGGCAAUCUCAUCGUCCUAUCACGGAACUUGAACGGCGUCACCGAGCAGGAUAAACAGCGGCUGGUGCCAACGAGUGAGAUCGCACUCGGCGAAAUGGUUAACCGCAUUCGACCGGUCAAUAUCCCGAAUCUUGCCAGUACGACGGUCGUUCCACGAGCGUUCAUGGCGACGGUCGAGGGAUCCAUCUACCUCUUCGCAGUGAUCAAUCCCGAACACCAAGACUUCCUCAUGACCCUGCAAACAGCCGUCUCCGCCAAGGUCGAUUCCCUAGGCAAUCUUCCAUUCAAUAAAUUCCGUGGGUUCCGCACGAUGGUGCGCUCAUCUGAUGCGCCGUACCGCUUUGUGGACGGUGAGCUCAUUGAGCUGUUCUUGACCUGCUCUCCAAGCAUGCAGGAGGAAAUUGCCGAAGAAGUGGGCUCUAUGAGUGUAGACGAGGUCAAGCAGAUCAUUGAGGCUCUGAGGAGACUUCAUUAG
Molecule: messenger RNA, 3435 nt
Organism: Penicillium nucicola
Lineage: Eukaryota; Fungi; Ascomycota; Eurotiomycetes; Eurotiales; Aspergillaceae
Product: DDB1/RSE1 family protein
Exons: 4
Coding region: 1-3435 (1144 amino acids)
Biological process (GO): proteasome-mediated ubiquitin-dependent protein catabolic process; DNA repair
Cellular component (GO): site of double-strand break; nucleus
Molecular function (GO): nucleic acid binding; protein binding
Source: RefSeq, a predicted model, not a curated record